AUGGUACCAACAAGAAAGCAUGGCCUUCCUCAGGACUCUUUGUGUGGUGACAAUAAUGGUGACAUUCCUGUCAAAAUGCUCUCAUUCACAGCUAAAUGUGUGCGGAACCCCUCCUCUUAACACUAGGAUCGUGGGGGGUCAGGAUGCUCCUGCAGGGAGUUGGCCAUGGCAGGCCAGUCUUCACAGAUUAGGCAGCCAUUUUUGUGGGGGAUCCCUCAUCAACAAAGAGUGGGUAUUGACUGCUGCUCACUGCUUUUCCAGUACCAGUACAUCAAAUGUGGUGGUCUACGUGGGUCGUCUGAGCCAGGAGGGCUCCAACCCCAACGAGGUGAACCGGACAGUCACUCAGAUCAUCUGCCACCCCAACUACACCAGAAGUACCCAUGACAACGACAUGUGUCUGCUGAAGCUCUCCUCCACUGUGACUUUUACAAACUUCAUUCGGCCAGUCUGCCUAGCUGCACCAGGCAGCUCCUUCCAUGCUGGGGCUACUAGCUGGGUCACUGGCUGGGGCACCAUCCGCAGUGGAGUGUCCCUGCCCUCACCACAGACCCUACAGGAAGUGGAUGUGCCAGUAGUGGGGAACAGGCAGUGUAACUGUAACAAUGGAGUUGGUUCCAUCACUGAUAACAUGAUCUGUGCUGGUCUAUCAGCAGGAGGAAAGGAUUCCUGUCAGGGGGACUCAGGAGGUCCAAUGGUGAGCAAACAGGGUAUUCGCUGGAUCCAGUCUGGCGUUGUGAGUUUCGGCAAUGGGUGUGCCCAGGCAAAUCUCCCAGGAGUAUACGCAAGGGUGUCUCAGUACCAGACCUGGAUCAACAGCCAGAUCACCAGUGACCAGCCAGGCUACGUCACCUUCUCCUCCAGUGGGACUGAUUCUGACCUCAGUGUCUCCUGUACUGGUCUUCCAGCCCCAGCCACCACCACAACAACUGCACCUACGACCACAACUACCACCAGAACUGCACCGAAAACCACAACCACCACUACCACCACAACUGCCCUUGUGACCAAAGCUGCCUCGACGACCAACACAACUGCUCCAUCCAUUACCACCACACCUAUGACGAUAACUACCCCUAAAACCACCACAACUGUCCCUAAAACCACUCCUGAACCCGUGUUGUGCGGCAGUGCCUCUUUGAACUCCCUUACUGGUGGGGGCUUGGCCUCAGGGGGAUCCUGGCCCUGGAUAGCCAGUCUACAGACAAACGGAACACACGUCUGCGGGGGCACAAUGGUGGCAGAGGACUAUGUCAUGAGCGAUGCUGGGUGCUUCUCCAGUCAGUCCGACGCCUCUCAGUGGACCGUGAUCAUGGGUCGUCUAAAGCAGAACGGCUCCAACCCCAACGAGGUAACCCUUAAAGUCAUCAACAUCACCAUGAGCAACUUGACAGCCAACAACGUGGCAAUCCUCAGACUGGCCAGCCAACCCACGUUGUCUGACUACAUCCAGCCCAUCUGUGUGGACCAGGGAAGCAGCACCUUCAGCAUAGGGACUCAGUGCUGGGUGGCUGGCUGGGGCAGGGGCCAGGGUGGAGCUGAACAGAACUUGCAGCAGUCCCAGACCUCUGUGUUGGAUUGUGAGAGCUCUGGCUCCUCUGAUAACAUCUGCACUGCUGCCUUGGACCUUCGACAGGGUGAAGGGGGUGGUCCUCUGAUGUGUAAGCAGGGUGAUGCAUGGUACCAAGCUGCUGUUUUGACUGUCAACAGCAGCAACAAGACCAGCUCCAGCAAAACACGAUGGAGCCGGAGUGCUCGCUCCUCCAACAUCCAGGUCUUCACCAAAACCGCUCGCUUCCAGAGCUUCCUUCAGACCACUGUGGGCACGUUCCCUUCACCCGUCACUGCCAGAACCCCAAUCAAUGACACCAACACUGCCAACAGCACAACUGUCAGCGCAACUACCGCUGUCGUUACUCCUACCAGUGGGGUAACUCUGGCCCACUCAUCCCUGGUCCUGCUCUUCUUGUCUCUCCUACUGUCUCUCGGUCAAGCCAGGUGACGCUGAGGAGUCACCUUCAUGUAAACCUCUGGCAAUAGGGUCUAAAUGUGCUCUGUUUGAAGUAUGUACCCUUGCGCUUAAUAUAUUGCUGCUCUAGAAUUUUUUGGUGAGUUUAAUAUGGUUAUCCCAGAACUCAAAUCUUGCGUAAUUUGGUCAGAUGCGUGAUUUAUUUCUGGGUCCAUGUGUUUCAAAUUGAGAGUUUGGGUUUGCGAUGUCUCCAUCCUUUGCAAAAGGAAACUCUCAGCCAAAGCAGUGAAAUUUAAGCACCGCCUUCGCCCAAUCCUGAUAGGUCCAAAUUAUCAGUGAGGAAAACCUAAACAUUGUAACUACUGCUGCUCGUUAUCCUAUGCCUCCCAUUCCGUCUCAACAGAUUAUUUGGUUUCUGUACAACAUUUGUCCACAAACACUGCCUGGUCUAACGCUGCCUGCAACAGUCUACUGA
Salvelinus fontinalis (brook trout) is the source of this 2444-nucleotide messenger RNA. RefSeq names its product transmembrane protease serine 9-like. Bases 20 to 2002 code for a protein of 660 amino acids. The transcript is spliced from 10 exons. The record is from RefSeq and is a predicted model, not a curated record. Lineage: Eukaryota; Metazoa; Chordata; Actinopteri; Salmoniformes; Salmonidae. Gene Ontology annotation, biological process: proteolysis. Gene Ontology annotation, molecular function: serine-type endopeptidase activity.